UUGUUGUUUACAUAGCAACAAACCUGGCAACGCAGCAGUGUGUAUGUUGAGAAGCAAAACAUCUCAUGUAAACAUUGCUGGAUCUUAAUUAAAUACACUCAAACAUGGAAGGUUUACCUUUUCUGCCAGGAAAUUCAUUUACAGAUCCUACGAGAUCAAAAUAUCAUAGAAGCCACUCCCUUAACUACAGGAAUGGUUAUGCCCUACCCACACACCCCACAGUCGGUAUCGGAGGUGAACCAAUUGUGCACAACCAGCUCUCAGAACAAGAACUAGAUGAGUUGGCCAACUUCAACCCUACAUUAACAUAUGGCCAGGCAAAACAGGCACCACCAGAGGAUUUUGUACCAUCUCAUGUUGCCUGGGACAAGAAGGUGCUGCGAUACAAUGCCUACUUCAAGCAGACAAUCCAUGAAUCAAAAGACGAAUACUUCAGAGUUCGCCCCGUCGAUAUCUUCUAUUACCUUGAAGACGACAGUAUAGCGGUGAUUGAACCUCAUGUUGAAAACAGUGGCAUGCCACAGGGCAAGCUGAUCAAGCGUCAAAGACUUCCGAAGAACGACCAAGGUGAUCACUGGCACUGGAAAGACCUUAACAAUGGUGUCAAUGUGACUUUCUACGGAAAAGUGUUUCACAUUGUCAAUAUGGACCAGUUCACCAGUAAUUUCCUGGAGAGUGAGGGACUCAUUGUGAACCCAAGUGGACAGCUUCCCACGGACCCCUACAUUGAGCGAAGGAAGAAUGCGGCUGCUCUCCGCACAUUUACUACUCCAUCAUCUUUCGACAAACAGAAACAAUUCCUUGAGCUGGAUCGUAAGGUUCUGCGAUUCUUCUGUGCCUGGGAUGAUCGUGAUAAUAUGUUCGGAGAAAUGAGAGCCUUUAUAAUUCAUUAUUUCCUUGUGGAUGAUACCCUCGAGGUACGGGAAGUUCACACAGCCAAUGAUGGUAGAGACCCAUUCCCAGUUCUUAUUGGGAGACAUAAGGUCCCAAAAGACAGGUACAACGUAGACACAUCUUUCCCUGGAGUUGUAAUGGAGCUUUCAUCUCAUGAGAUCAAAGAGUAUUUCACGCCCAAAGACUUCUCCGUGGGUGAGACAGUCAUGAUAUAUGGGCGUCGGUUCAUCGUCUACGACUGCGACAACUUCACAAAAAGCUUCUACUACCAGACGUUCGGUGUAACAGAUUUCCCUACAGUAGAUGUUUCUCAGAAACUCAAGGAUCUCCCAAAAAUGGAGAUACCACCAUUCAACCAGUUUGGCUCCAUGGAAGAUUCUCUGCAGAGUUGUCUGUCCCUGAUUCCACAGCCUCCAAAGAAAGACUUUAUCAAGAUGUUGGAAAAUGAUCACAAAGUCCUCAGAUUUGAAGCCACCAUGGACUCAGUACGCCCUGAGGAUAAGGGUCGUCGUUUCAUUCUGUCCUACCGCCUGGCUGACGACAUGAUGACCAUCUAUGAACCACCGGUCAGAAACUCGGGAAUUAUUGGUGGCAAAUUCCUCGAGCGCACACGAGUAGCCAAACCAAACUGCCCACCGGACCAACCGAUGUUCUAUGGUCCCCAGGACUUUUACAUUGGGGCUGUUAUUGAGGUCUUCAGACAUAGAUUUGUGAUAACUAACGCAGAUGAAUAUGUUCUUAAGUUUAUGGAGGAUAACAAGGACCAAUUCCCAAGCAGCACAAUACAGUCUUUACAACAGAGAUUAGCUGAGGGCUCUGUGAUGAGAGAAACUGUCAAGGGAGCGCCAAUGAAGGUCCGCAGAACCGAAGGUGACCUUGGCAUUUUGGUCCAGCAAGUCCGAGCACAGCUGAAGAAGAUCGCCAUUACUGAUAAGACACGAGUGGAUGAAAUGUUCCUCAGAUACAACACUGACCGUACCGGCUUUAUCGACGCUCUCAACAUGCGUGACCUCUGCAGGCGUCUACAACUUCCUGCUGACGAUGACCUGGUUAACGCUCUGGUGGCCCAGUGCACGGAAAACCAAGAAGGAAAGAUAAGCCUGGAAGACUUUAGAAGAUUUGUGGAAAGUUCCUAAAUUACCUCCCUUUAGUAACUAUUUUAUUAUGUGAAAGCUGGGAAAAAAGUGAAAGACCAUAUAGGAAUUGAUGCUGUUUAGGAAAAAAAAUUGAGUGAGGAAAAAAUGCUCUUUUUGGAGAAAAUAUUUUUUAUUACAUGCAAUUUUGGAAUGCUAUACAGUGAUAAAAAGCCUCUGUUUUUGAGGGAGAAAAAAUAAACUUGUUAACAUCUUAACUGCCAGUUUCAUUAUUGUUUUGUGAAAUGUAUUGUUACUGACUUUCCUACAUAUUUGGACAUUGCUUAUGGUAACUUGUGAUAAUAAAAAGUUAAUAGAAAUGUAUUGUUUUAAGGACAGUAAUGAAAUGAAAGCUACAGGGACAAGUUUUUUUGGAAAAUCUGAAAAUAAUCCUGCAUUACAACUUUUUUUAAUUCGUGCAUUUCAGUAGAACGCACAAUCAAGUAUUGCUUAAUGUAUGGACAUUUUGUUGUACGUUUUAUAAUAUUCCAUUGAAGACUUUAAAAGGUCAUGUUUUUUUCUUUUUGUAAAUUUAAAAAAAAAACAAAGUGGAUAUUUUACAAAGAAGAGUUAAAAUUGUUUUACAUAACGUUAUUUACUUUCUUCGGACACCGAAUUUUAGCAUACAUAAUAUUUAUAUUCAUGUUAUUGAUUAUUCUGUGAUAAUAAAACUUAAAAAACUUUA
This is a messenger RNA of Mya arenaria, 2712 nucleotides long. Its product is annotated as EF-hand domain-containing protein 1-like. Lineage: Eukaryota; Metazoa; Mollusca; Bivalvia; Myida; Myidae. The coding region runs from base 105 to 2030 and encodes 641 amino acids. Gene Ontology annotation, cellular component: axoneme; mitotic spindle. Gene Ontology annotation, biological process: mitotic cytokinesis; cilium-dependent cell motility; mitotic spindle organization. Gene Ontology annotation, molecular function: calcium ion binding; alpha-tubulin binding. The transcript has 12 exons. The record is from RefSeq and is a predicted model, not a curated record.